AUGCUCUUAAAUUUUGAUACUUUUGGAACUUUACUACUCAAGAUGAUUAUUUUGGUUAUAAUUAUAGAUAGUAAUAAUAUCUGUACAUGCCACUAUUAACGGAAAGUAAGGAUGAGCAUAUUGAUAUGAAACUAUAACCCAUAUUGUGUUCCUAAAACUAAAUUGUUACUUUUGUUUAUUUCUAAUACCAGAAUAUUCAAUUGAACCAGAAUCAUUAACACAAGAACUAAGAAUUUUUAUAGUAUUAAAAAAUAUUAACUAAAAUAAUUAUGAAUUAUCAUAAGCCACCAAAUUAAUGAUUGUUAAUACAAAGAUCAUGAUUGAAUUUCUCUAUUUGACAUUCAUAAUUUAUUUGAGACAAUUUUUAUUAAUUUCGAUGGCAUAAUUAUUACUUUAUUUUGAAAUUUUUACUUGGUUGUGUCUUAAUGAUAAUUAAUUCUUACAAGACUCAUUUGAAUUAAUAAAGGUUGGAUAGAGAUGGGUCCAUAGCAACUACAUGAAAGAUCUAAAGGCUAGGCAAAAUACCAAGAGGGACGGUGAAUUGGUAUUUUAAAAAUCUCAGAUUUUCUUAUUGGAUAGUAGAUGUGUUAACACAGCUUUGCGUGAUUAUCUACAUACAGGAUUGCUUUCUCUCUCCUCUAGUGGGUUCUCACUAUGAGACAAGAACUUUUUAUAUUGGUUCGCCCCUCACCUGGUUACUUUCAGUUCCGGAGGAUCCUUCCUACCGGUAUUUCACUAUUUACUUCGGAAAUAUACACUGAAAUUAAUGGGAUCAACAGCCCAAUACCUCAGGUUUGACCUCUGCAGAGAUCCAGCCCCUUCAGGGCCAAACAGGGCUUAGAGCACCUAGUGCCUCUGCCCAAAAUCACUCUCCACUCACUACCCAGGUACCUUAGGGCCUAAUGGAGAGCCUCCGUAAAAGAUUCAAGCUUUAUCUUGAUCACCAAUCGUUGAUGAAGAAGGAUGAUGCAGUCUGCUCGCGGUUGAAGCUCGGCGGUGAUGAUUCUUGA
Molecule: messenger RNA, 1010 nt
Organism: Spirodela intermedia
Lineage: Eukaryota; Viridiplantae; Streptophyta; Magnoliopsida; Alismatales; Araceae
Source: the annotation of a GenBank genome assembly